Soboliphyme baturini is the source of this 2787-nucleotide messenger RNA. NCBI's taxonomy places the organism in Eukaryota, Metazoa, Nematoda, Enoplea, Dioctophymatida, Soboliphymatidae. The record is from the annotation of a GenBank genome assembly.
AUGUUGUUGGCGGCUGUUCCGGCGGAAGAAGGAGAUGUCGUCACGGGUUAUUUUCAUUUCGCACGAGCAGAAACUCAGGUUCUCGCCGAACGUCGUCCGUAAUCAGAAGUACAACGUGUUCACGUUCAUACCGUGCGUGUUAUUCGAGCAGUUCAAACAGUUCUUGAACUUCUAUUUUUUGAUUAUGGCAGUGUCACAGUUCAUCCCUGCCAUCCGUGUGGGUUACUUGUCCACCUACUGGGGUCCAUUAACAUUUGUCAUAUUCGUUACUCUUUGUCGCGAGGGCUUCGACGAUUUUCGCCGCCAUAUACGCGAUCGUGAAGUGAACAGCUGCCGGUACGAAAAGCUGACGGCAACCGAUCGGCGCAAGGUGAAAAGCUCGCAGCUGCAAGUCGGCGACCUCAUUGUAGUACAUAAAAAUCAAAGAGUUCCGGCAGAUAUGGUUCUUCUUAGAACAUCCGAAAAAUCAGGUACAUGCUUCAUUCGCACGGACCAGCUGGAUGGUGAAACUGACUGGAAGCUCAAAGUAGCCUAUCCGGCAUCUCAGCACCUUGACGAUGAUACGACGUUUCAGAAGCUAUUCAGCCUGAAUCUGCAACUUUACGCCGAUAAACCGCAGCAGGAUAUUCACAGCUUCUUCGGCACCAUCAAAUAUGUGAGCAUGAUAUUCUUGUUCAGCGAUUUUUUGCGUUAUCCCCUCAUAGGCGUGAUUAUUUAUACUGGUUCCGAAACCCGCUCUGCCUUGAAUACUUCACAGGCACGCAGCAAGAUCGGUCGAUUAGAUAAUGAAGUGAACAACUUAACAAAAAUGCUUUUCGUCGUCGUAGCUGUUUUGGCCCUGGUUAUGGUUUGUUUGAAGGGUUUCCAUGGGCCCUGGUAUCUCACCUACUUUCGCUUUGUGUUACUAUUUUCGUACAUCAUCCCUUUAAGCAUACGGAAACUUACUUCUAGUUUGCGGGUAAAUUUGGACAUGGCAAAGUUGGUUUACUCUUUUCUGAUAUCACGAGAUAAACAAAUAGCCGGAACUUUGGUACGAAGCAGCACCAUCCCUGAAGAGCUUGGACGCAUCUCAUUCCUUUUAUGCGACAAAACCGGCACCCUAACGCAGAAUAACAUGGCAGUAGAAGCCCUCGUGAUCUGCAAUAACGUCACUCCUGUUACUGAAGAGAGUGACAAUAGCUCAAAGUCACCUUUUGAAUCGACUGAGGCAACCUCUUAUCAGGCAUCGUCGCCUGAUGAAGUGGCAUUGGUAUCUUGGGCCAACAGCAUGGGUCUCAAGCUUUACUCUCGUGACCUGCACGCGAUAACGGAAGAAGAAACGAAGGUGAUCACUUUUUUUCUGAAGGGGGCUGAUGUUGUGAUGAAGACAAAAGUUUGUUAUAAUGAUUGGCUGGAAGAAGAGUGCGCAAACUUGGCUCGCGAAGGACUGCGGACUCUGGUCGUGGCAAAAUCAGUUCUGAGCGACUUAGAAUACGAGAAAUUUGACGUGCAGUACAAUCAAGCGAAAACCAGUUUGAUGAACCGCAGCAUGAAGAUCGACGCGGUCAUGACAAGCAUCGAACGAGAUAUGCAGCUCCUCUGCGUCACUGGUGUCGAGGACAUGCUGCAGACCGAUGUCAGGGUGACCCUGGAGUUGCUAAAGAAUGCAGACAUCAAGGUGUGGAUGCUAACCGGGGAUAAGCUAGAAACUGCGCUCUGCAUUGCCAAAUCGUCCGGAAUCAUCACGAGAAACCAAACCGUCUACACCUUUGACACAGUGACAAACCGAACCGAUGCUCGGAUCGAACUGAACAAUUUUUCACGCAAAACUGGCGUCGCAGCGGUCAUCUCUGGUGAUUCACUGAAGGUUCUGUUAUGCGAGUACGAGGAGGAAUUUUCCGAAUUAAUGUCCAGAAGCCCAGCGGUUGUUUGUUGUCGAUGUUCACCAGAACAGAAAGCAGAAAUCGUGAGGAUGUUGAAAAAGUGUCAUAAGACAAAGCUUGUGGCGGCCGUGGGCGACGGUGGCAAUGACGUCAGCAUGAUUCAAGCCGCUGACGCAGGUAUUGGAAUUGUUGGAAAGGAAGGCAAGCACGCAUCGCUGGCAGCCGAUUUUUCCAUCAACCAGUUCAGCUUUCUCGGACGACUGUUUCUAGUGCACGGCAGGUUCUGCUACAAACGGUCAUGCUCUUUGGCGCAGUUCGUAAUCCACAGAGGUUUGAUCAUCUCCACUAUGCAGGCGGUGUUCUCGUGUGUUUUCUACUUCGUGUCCGUGUCGCUUUACCAAGGAAUGUUGAUGGUCGCGUAUUCCACAGUUUACACCAUGUUUCCAGUGUUUUCGUUGACCAUGGAUCAAGAUGUUGAUGACCGAAUUGCCAUGACUUAUCCAGAAAUUUACAAGGAGUUAGGAAAGGGCAGGUCAUUAUCGUUGAAAACGUUUUUUCUCUGGUUUCUAGUCAGCAUUUAUCAAGGUGCCGUGAUCAUGUACGGUGCCCUAGUGCUGUUCGACGCCGAUUUCAUUCACAUCGUGUCCAUCACGUUCACGUCACUUAUUUUGACGGAACUCAUCAUGGUGGCACUGACGGUUCAUAAGUGGCAUUGGGCGAUGGGACUGGCCGAAGUUUUUUCCUUUCUUGUCUAUGCUCUGUCGUUGUUGUUCUUGCCAAGUUUCUUCGACAUCGAAUUUGUUCGAAGUGCGGAGUUCCUUUGGAAGACGACUGCCAUAACGGCAGUUAGCUGCGUGCCGCUCUAUGUGGCGAAAUGCCUUCGAAUUAAGUGUGCGCCCCCAAUAUAUACAAAGCUUAGCUGAAA